This is a messenger RNA of Nannospalax galili (Upper Galilee mountains blind mole rat), 1210 nucleotides long. It is a transcript of the gene Qprt, whose product is annotated as quinolinate phosphoribosyltransferase. Gene Ontology annotation, cellular component: cytoplasm. Lineage: Eukaryota; Metazoa; Chordata; Mammalia; Rodentia; Spalacidae. The transcript is spliced from 4 exons. The coding region runs from base 96 to 995 and encodes 299 amino acids. Gene Ontology annotation, molecular function: nicotinate-nucleotide diphosphorylase (carboxylating) activity. The record is from RefSeq and is a predicted model, not a curated record. Gene Ontology annotation, biological process: quinolinate catabolic process; NAD+ biosynthetic process.
UCCCCUCCGUCUGGCCGCCCCACCUCCAGCUUCAGCCUCUGGAAACAGCAGAUCUGAGCAGUGGUGGACACACUGACCAACCUCUCCUAGUCGCCAUGGACCCUGAAGGCCUGCAGCUCCUGCUGCCCCCUAUGACCCUGGCAGCCCUGGCCAACAGCUGGCUGCAGGAAGACUGCCCGAGCCUCAACUUCGCAGCCCUGGUCACCCAGGCAGCACCGGCGCAGGCAGCGCUGUGGGCCAAAUCCCCCGGAGUCCUGGCUGGGCGGCCUUUCUUCGAUGCCAUCUUUGCCCAACUCAGCUGUCAGGUGUCCUGGUUCCUCCCGGAGGGAUCGAAGUUGGCCCCUGUGGUCAAGGUGGCAGAGGUCCGGGGACCUGUCCAGUACCUGCUGCUGGGGGAGCGUGUGGCCCUUAACACCCUGGCCCGCUGCAGCGGAAUUGCCAGCGCAGCAGCCGCAGCUGUGGGGGUCGCCAGAGGCACCGGCUGGACUGGGCACGUGGCGGGAACGAGGAAGACCACACCUGGCUUCCGUCUGGUGGAGAAAUAUGGGCUUCUAGUAGGUGGGGCGGCCUCCCACCGCUAUGACCUGGGAGGCCUGGUGAUGGUGAAGGACAACCACGUGGUGGCAGCGGGCGGUGUGGAAACGGCAGUGCAGAGGGCCCGACAGGCGGCUGACUUCGCCCUGAAGGUAGAGGUGGAAUGUAGCACCCUGCAGGAGGCCUUGCGGGCAGCCGAGGCUGGAGCAGAUCUGGUCCUACUGGACAACUUCAAGCCUGAGGAGCUACACCCCACAGCUGCAGCACUGAAAGCCAGGUUCCCCAGCCUUGCUGUGGAAGCAAGUGGGGGUAUCACACUGAGCAACCUCCCCCGGUUCUGUGGAACCCACAUUGACAUCAUCUCCUUGGGGAUGCUGACCCAGGCUGCCCCAGCCCUUGAUUUCUCCCUCAAGCUGUUUGCUGAAGGGACCACUCCAGUGCCCCAUGCCCGCAGGUCCUAAACAAAAGGGGCCACCACAUGGAUUACUGUGACUUGCUGGAAACUUCAGGUCCCACAUUUUUAGAUUCAGAGACCAACAGGACACAUCUGACAUUAGCCUGGACUGUCCACUAGUUCUGCCACCUUCUGCUUGUGUGAUCUGGCAGGACUGACUUUAAUAUUGUUACCUCAGUUUCUUCAUCUAAAAUGGGUCUAAUAAAUGUCCAACUUUAUUGA